GUGCUUAUGUGUAUGACCAGUAGUUCUCAAACUUUUGUACUGGUGACCCCUUUCACAUAGCAAGCCUCUGAGUGUAACCCCCCCCUUAUACAUUAAAAACAUUUUUUAUAUAUAUAUUUAACACCAUUAUAAAUGCUGGAUGCAAAUCGGGGUUUGGGGUGGAGGCUGACAGCACACGACCCCCCAUGUAAUAACCUUGUGACCCCCGAGGGGUCCCGACCCCCAGUCUGAGAACCCCUGUGUAUGACUAUCAUGUACAGAAUCGUAAACCGUCGGUACUGGGUGAUGGAAAAAGCCUUCUUGGUUACGCAGUUUCAUCUUUGGGUCAAUGCAGGAGGAGCCAAGAUGGCAGGGUUUCCUUUUUCCUUUGGAGACUAUUCUAAAGCCCAACAUAUCUCAUUUAUCCUGUUGUUUAGCCUAAAUUUUCCUAGUCUUAUCCCAUUAUUCUUAGGUCUUGUCUUUAUGGGGAACUUGACCAGAAUAGUUCCCCAAGUGGACCUUCUAUUUUAGAAUAAGUCACUUUAUUCUGGAAUAAUUAGUGCACUAUUUGAGCACACUAAUUAUUCCAAAAUAAGGCCCACAUGGGGAGCUAUUCUGCAAUAGUUAAUUCUGGUCAAUUUCCCUGUGCAGACAAGCCCUUAAUUAUAGCCAUGUGCCUCACAGUAACUAGCCUCUUUCCAUCCAGGGUAUUUAUGCCUUUCAAAUAGGUAUAAACUGUAAAUCCUGUGGUUUCUGCUUCCCUGUCCCUUAGCUGUCACUUAGCCAAAUGUCAGUCUCGUCCCUCCAGCUCCCUGAUUAUUUUUGUUGCUGUUCUCUGAAUUCCUCCAUUUGUCAAUAUCUUUCUGGCAAACAGAUGAGAGAAUUGAACACAAUAUUCCAGGUAUCAUGUAGAGAGAGAGACUAUUACCUCUGACAGGAUGCCUCUGCAUAUGCACCUUCUGCAUUGUGUUGGCAUUUCUUUCUGUCUAGUUAUAUUGCAACUCCUGUCCAGCUUGCUGUCUACUGUCCCCUGCAGGUCUCUCAACAUUACUGUUUUUCAGGUUUCUUUCUCCCAUUAAGUAUGUUUCAGAUUUUUCCCCAGAUCUAUUGGUUUCACUUAAUUAUUCUCUGCCCACUUUUCCAACCCCUUGUAGGUCCCCAUUGUAUCCUCACUGGGUUUACAGCAUCUACCAAUUUAGUAUUUGUUAAUUAAAUUAACAUGCUAUUUUCUCCCUUCUCCAGAUUGCUAAUGAAGGUAUUUAAUAAGAUGUGAUCUUCCCCGGAUCCCUAUGAAUGAACUGGACAAGGUGAAAGCACAGCUCUCCAUGAAAGAGAAGGAGAAGCGAGACUGCCAGUCUAUCAUAGACACACUGAGGGAGACUGUGGAUGUUCACAACGCCACCAUCGAGUCGCUCCAGAAAGCCCUGUGUGAGACAGAGAUGCUGUGUUCCACUCUCAAGAAACAAAUGACGUACCUGGAGCAGCAGCAGGAAGAAACCAAAGGUGCAAAAGAGGAGGCCCGAAGGCUGAGAAAUAAACUGAAAACCAUGGAGAGGAUUGAGAUGCUCCUGCAGAGCCAGCGCCCGGAAGUGGAGGAGAUGAUCCAUGAUAUGGGAAUAGGGCAGGCAGCAGUGGAACAGCUUGCAGUCUACUGCAUCUCACUGAAAAAGGAGUAUGAAAAUUUGAAAGAGGCUCAGAAGGCGUCUAGUGAGUUGACUGAGAAGCUGAAAAAGGAGCUGUUUUCUGCCAAUAAUAAGCUGCAGAAAACAUUCUUGGAGUUGGAGAAGAUGGAGGAGGAGUUAAAAAGCACCCAGAAGGAUCUGAGUAAUGCAGACAAGGAGAUUAUGAGUUUGAAGAAGAAGAUUGGAAUCCUGCAGGAGACCCUGAAGGAGCCGUCUGUAACCAGCGAAACGCUCAGCCGACUGGUCUUCGAAAGCCCUGCUCCUGUGGAACUGCUGAGCCCAAAGCUCCACCGCCUGGCCCAUAGCCACAAGAUCGACCUGGACGCCACCUUUGAUGUCGAGACGCCUGAGCAUCAGCCUCAGAAAUCAAUCACAGCCCCUGCAAAAAAACCCAAGCUGGAUAAAAAGCCGCCUCCUGUGACAAACUUAGCAAAAAAAGUUUUGAAGGAAACAGUGGAGAGCUGGGCAGGUGAGCAAGAGGAUGACCCUCUAGAAGAAUUCUUUCCUGCAUUCAUCAGGAACUCGGUUCUUUCCAGGAAGCCACCUGUGAGCAGCCUGCUGGGGCCACACAAGAACACAGGAGCUGUGAGAAUGGGGUAUGAUGGCUUAGGAGGUAGAACUAAGUUCAUACAGCCCACAAACCCAAUGGAGAUCCGUCCCUUAGCUGUAAAGAGCAGGAAGAGGAACGUCUCCAGGCCAGCAUCCACAACUGCAGCAGCUUCCUCCUCUGGCACCAGCCAGGCAAAACUGGACAGCUUCCUUCAGUAAAUCUGAAGGCUUUCCUGAUCACUUAGGCAUGCGUGGGCAGAAGCCGUGGAGCUUACCUACAUCUCUGCAGAACCAAGGCACUGGGACCAACACACAGUGUCAGAACUCUCCCAUGGGCUGAAACUGCCCUUUCGUAGUUCGCUGUUGAUCCAGUCCAGGCUGACUACACCGUGAGCAUGGCGAGGCAGGAUGUGCCAUGUGCUGCCAGCUGUCCUGGGAGAUGGGGCUCCUGGCACUGAGCAACCUGCCUGCCUUUGCCUGACGUACAAGGUCUCUGGUUUGUGCUCAAGAGCUCAGGACUCCCUGUGGGUGGGGUGUGUGGAUCCCUCAACUCUGCUUGGUUUGACUCAUCUCGGCCUCACUCCUAAGCAAUGCAGUAAAGUGUGGGACAAAUCAGACUUAGAAAUCUCCUGGCUGCUGAUUGGUUCGGGCCUGGCCUUACGAGGCUGCAUUUCCCCCAGGAGCCUUUGUUGGCAGAGAAUAAACAAUGAAUUUCCUCGCCCUGCUUCCCUGGUCUCUAAGGCUUUGGCACUUCUGGUGGCAACGGGCCCCUUGGGGGACACAGCACUCUAGCUUGGUUUCAGGAGUAUCGUAUCCCUGAAGAUGAGGAAGGGGAUCCAGUGUCUGUUAGCCUGUAGCAUCCAGAGCUGAUUUCCACGCCAGGGAUGGGCAGUCUCCCCAUGCUGGAUGUUUCAUCUCCAACUGUCCUGGCUAGUAGUGGCAUGGCAAUCCUCUCCCUAUCCUGGAGUCUUUGGGCCAGAGCGUGCCUGGUGCAACCCCACCUGAAAGGAGGAGUCUGCCUCAGGCACGAAUCUGGUUUUUAAUCUGACACCUUACACCUAGUCAUGGCAGCUGGGGACUUAGCCUAGCAGGAGACUGCUUUGGAAGGGACAAGGCCAGAAUCCAUGGCAGACAACCAUUCUGUGUUGCUGUCUCUGCCAUCCCAGCAGGUAGCCAGCCUGCCGAUUGUCCAUAGAGCAAAACUGUGUGUGAUUUGUUGCUGUACAGUGGGCAUGCGAUAGGCACUGUACUGUUUUAUCUGACCUCCAAGCAGCUGCUUGGCAUGCACAGGUUUGAUGAGGAGGCGGGUCUGUAAUGAGGCAGUGGGGAAUGGGGUGAUCUUAGCGUUUCUAGCUCAGCAGCACCAGGAGCAGGUGGCCUUUCCCAGCUCGCCACUUCUGUAGGGCUUUAUUUUCCAGAAUCAAGAACUUCAUGUCUCUGUACCAGGCUCUUAAAGGGGCAGGCAUCUAUGAUUUUCUGGAUGCUCUGCGAACUUUGGUUUGGAACUUAUAUUUUUAUAUAUUUAAUCAAUUUUUUUAAAUGAUAUGAUGAGUUUAGAAAUGCUCCUCUGAGACGGAUCCCUCCCUACUGCUGCUUGAGUGUUAAAUGCAAAAUACCAGCCCAGUUACACUUACUGGGAAAGAAAUAUGAUGGGGCUGCUGAUUGCUAGAGGAGGGCUUUAUUCUGCUGUCAUUGGCCUUAAACUCAGUCUGACGUCUCACAUUUCCCAAGUGGUUCUGUUCCAGAUCUUGCCCUGAUACAAUGGAGCCCUCUUCAAAUUGUGCUGUUUAUAAUGAAUUGGCUAGUGAGCAUGGCUUGUUAGAGAGCUGGCCGGACAGAUCCAGCAUUGGUACAGGCUUAUCUGGAAACCAAAAUGAAUGGAUUAAAGGCAGAGCACUAACUCCACUGAUUUCAGCAUCAGCAGCUGUUUGUGUCAGUGCCCAGCCCGUGCUGUGUGGGUGCCCUAAUUCCUGUAUGUCCCUGAGAAUGUGUGCCUUUAUUAAAUAAAUGUGGUGUACAA
Messenger RNA from Malaclemys terrapin pileata, 4230 nucleotides. It is a transcript of the gene TRAIP, whose product is annotated as TRAF interacting protein. The transcript has 13 exons. Lineage: Eukaryota; Metazoa; Chordata; Testudines; Emydidae. The record is from RefSeq and is a predicted model, not a curated record. The coding region runs from base 1269 to 2429 and encodes 386 amino acids.